This is a messenger RNA of Gigantopelta aegis, 3188 nucleotides long. RefSeq names its product ras-related protein Rab-1A. Lineage: Eukaryota; Metazoa; Mollusca; Gastropoda; Neomphalida; Peltospiridae. The record is from RefSeq and is a predicted model, not a curated record. Gene Ontology annotation, molecular function: GTP binding; GTPase activity. The transcript has 7 exons. The coding region runs from base 135 to 752 and encodes 205 amino acids.
CAUAUUGCUAAAUCGGAAGAAGGAAGCCAUCUUUAUUUCGCAGGCGUUUAUGUCUGCCAACGAAGAGUUUGUGUUAAUACAAUUUUGAUUAUCCUAAUCAGAUACUCAUAUUUAUAAAGCGUGUAUAUAGUAGUAUGUCAACAAUGAAUCCUGAAUAUGAUUAUUUGUUUAAACUUCUACUGAUUGGAGACUCUGGUGUUGGAAAAUCCUGCCUUUUAUUACGGUUUGCAGAUGACACUUACACAGAAAGUUAUAUUAGUACAAUUGGGGUGGAUUUCAAAAUUCGCACGAUAGAACUGGAUGGAAAAACAAUCAAACUGCAAAUCUGGGACACAGCAGGUCAAGAACGAUUCCGAACCAUCACAUCAAGUUACUACCGUGGAGCUCAUGGCAUCAUUGUGGUUUAUGAUGUAACAGAUCAGGAAUCAUUUAACAAUGUGAAACAGUGGCUUCAGGAGAUUGAUCGGUAUGCCAGUGAAAACGUCAAUAAGCUGUUGGUGGGCAACAAGUGUGAUCUGACAGCAAAGAAAGUCGUCGACUACACAACGGCCAAGGAAUACGCUGAUCAACUAGGAAUACCCUUCCUUGAGACAAGUGCUAAGAAUGCUACAAAUGUUGAACAAGCAUUUAUGACAAUGGCGGCAGAAAUCAAGAACCGGAUGGGUCCAGUGACAGCAGCCUCAGAAAAUAAGCCAAGUGUGAAAAUCAAUUCUAGCACUCCGGUGAAACAAGGAGGUGGUGGUUGUUGUUAAGGAAUGCUCAUUCUUACCGGUCGGCAUUGAUAUUUUUAUGUAUACGAAUGGGGAUCAGAGCGGAGAUUGUCAAUGCAGGGAGAUGUCCUUGUAAUCGCAGCCGCUGUGUGAAAGAGAAACCUGACAGAAAAGACAUUUAUUACCGACAAAAACAAAGUAGUAGUGAAGUGCACUGUGCUGCAUCACAAAAACAUCUCUCCAAACAUGGGUGUAUUUUAAAUCCAAAUGACUCGAAUUGUAUAUCUGGAAUCUGUAUAAAAAGAUAAAUUAAUCCAUUCAUUGUGAUAUCACACACAAAAUUUUUGUCCACAUUUUGCUAGUUCAUAAACCCCUCCAAAAAACAACAUAGUACUAAAAUUGAAAUGACAGAUUGGCAUGAAAGUCUGUCGUGUUGACAGUCGUCGAGUCGAACUUGAUUUUCAUUGUGCCGAGAUUUUGAGAACUUAGAAUAUGAAUGCCAGAAAAGAAGUGAUCCACACACAGAUCGAUACACUUCAGUUCUUUUGCAACCCAUCAUCGUUUGAAUGAUAUCAAUAAAUGUUUCUCUUAUUUAUUGACUAGUUUUGUGAAGUGUACACUUGUUGUUUGUUUGAAUGAGAUGCCAUCACUGAUGAAGCAUCUUUGGUAUUCCUUCAAGUUCUUGGUUUUUUGAAAAUGGGAAUUUUCAUUUGUAAUCACUGUUUUGUUUGUGGUUGUUUAACCUUUUCACUUCUAUAAAACAGUUAAGACUGUGCCCAAGAGGGUGCCGUUUUAAAUUGGGAGAUCUAGAUGUGAAAGGGUUAAAGGGAUAUACAUUGUUAAUGGGAGCGUCCUUUAGCUUCACACACAGUCAGUUAGACUAGGACUAUUCCAGUUCAGUGAAUUGUUCAUAUUGGUGUGCUUUCAUAAUUGUACAUUCAUUAUUAUGGAAAUUCAUUUUUUUUCCCUCUCACCCAUUGGGAUGGUCUUACAGAUUAAUAUAUAUAUUUGCAGAAUUAUGUAGAAAUGAAACUUAAUUAGUUGUGCUUUUUAUCUUUCCAAUAAUCUUUCCUUUUUAUCAAUGUACUGUUGCAUUAUUAUAUAUACAUUCUGAAAGAAUGCAUUUUGUUCGUCUGUAUGUUUAUUUGGCCAUUGCUGCUGGUUCAUAUGUCGUUUAUGAUUGACUUUGUCAACAAGAAGUAUGCUUCAGUCCAUUUGUCCUAUCAUGCCUUUUGGAAUGGAACUAUUCUGUUAGUUUUUCGGUCUGUAUACCAUCCCUGUGCUUUGUAAAGUUGCAACAUUGAAUUUAAAAAAAAAAAAAAAAAAAUCCCACUCAAACAUUUUGAUUAAAGGCUUUUAUUUCCAUGCUGAUUUCUACAUAAUUUAUUCCGGGUUUUUUCUAAAUAUAGAUAUGGGGUGGGAACAGAAUUUUGAAUUAGUACUUGCUCAUAAUGGUGUAAAAAAAAUCUGCAUCUCACUGGUUGUUUUCUUCUGCAAGUUUUCUAUUGUAAUAUCCCAUGCAUUCAUUUAGUCUUUAAUUUAUUGAACAAGCUUUCAUACUAAUACAUUUAGGAGGCUUUGACCUUGGUAUGUCAUCAGUAUUCUGCUUGUAGCAUUCAUUCAGCAUUAAGUGGGUGCAAGUUAUAUAUUAGUGCUUAGAGUAAAUUGGGGAUGGGGUGGGCGACAGAAGGUCACAGUUGUUUGUGUUUUAAAAAGUGAAGCAUAAUCCAGUGCUAAUUUCACACAAAAAUUAGCAGCAAAAACAUUUGCGGAACAAAAUGUUUCUAUAAAUUGGGCAGUGGUUCAUAAAUUCCAAGGUUUUUGAACCCAAUAACACAAAAAAAAGUAUUGGUAAACGGGUCUGCUAGAAUUCAAUCUCGCAUACAGUUAUGAUCUUUAAUUUCUAUAAUAUAAUGGCGGCGUAUCAGGAUAUCUUUACUAACUGCUUUUACAAUAUAGCAGCCUUUCCAUAAGACAUUGGUUGUCUUUUUUCUUUCUUUUUUUCAUUUUCACUUGCUGUGAAAGGGGUAUUUUAUCAGAGCACAGGGAAUAAAGAGUAAAUUAACUAGUCAUAAAAGUGCUGAUGGGUUGAGUUGACCACCCUGAAAGACGGACGACCAGUUGUGUCCCUUGAGUGUGUUUUGUGUUCAUGUGAUUAUUCAUGGGGUACUGUUUGUGAAUGAGUGAGAGAGAACUGAAAGUAGUCAAAGUAAGCUGUAUAAAAUUAUGUUGGUCAAACAAACUGCUUCUCCCAUUUCUCUCCAUGUAGUGAUUGAUUACCAAGAGCAAAAUUCUGACUAGUAAUAAAUUAUAAAAGAAAGAAAUAACUUGGCACUGUAUGAAUGGAAUAACACCUGCCAGAUAAAUGUUAUUUAAGCUGUUUUUCUUGCUGUAAUUGGGCAGGUUUCCUUGUUGUAUGCUUGUAAAAUGACCUGCACUGUAUCAACAUCUAUUGACAAUAAAUACUUGUAAAUAUUC